Molecule: messenger RNA, 1911 nt
Organism: Spodoptera frugiperda (fall armyworm)
Lineage: Eukaryota; Metazoa; Arthropoda; Insecta; Lepidoptera; Noctuidae
Product: probable ATP-dependent RNA helicase DDX55 homolog
Exons: 6
Coding region: 91-1881 (596 amino acids)
Cellular component (GO): nucleolus
Molecular function (GO): ATP binding; nucleic acid binding; RNA helicase activity
Source: RefSeq, a predicted model, not a curated record
AACAAACUAAUGUCAAAACUGUCAAAACCACAUGGUGUUAUCAGUGUGCAAUAUUUUGUAAUUUUUGCGGCUUUAUAAUAAAAAAUAAGAAUGGUUAUCAAGGAUUGGGCGAAAAUUUCGCCUGGGCUAUCGAAGCCUGUGUUGUCUUGUAUUGAGAAACAGGGUUUUAAGACCAUGACUCCAAUUCAGGCCGCGGUGAUACCCUUAAUCAUGUCGUGUAAAGAUGUGGUCGCGGAGGCUGUGACAGGGUCUGGAAAAACAUUGGCUUUUGUCGUGCCGAUGCUGGAAAUGUUAAUAAAGAAACAGAAGGAAUCUCCACUCAGGAAAGAUUAUGUAUAUGCUGUUAUCAUAUCGCCAACUAGAGAGCUGGCUUCACAGAUUUACAAGGUCAUAGAACUGUUUCUUCAAGAGCCUGAGCUAUCCCACAUAACAAUGGCACUGCUCCUUGGAGGGCGGCCGGUGGAGGCGGACAUAGAGGCCAUUCAGAAAGGAGCACAGAUAGCAGUCUGCACUCCUGGCCGGCUGGGAGACUUGCUCGCUGAGAGGAAACAGCUAAACCUUGCUGGGAGGUUGAAAGAAAUGGAUAUCCUUGUCCUCGACGAAGCAGACCGGCUUCUUGACUUAGGCUUCAGUCAGACACUCACAACUAUUCUGCAAUACCUACCUAGACAGCGAAGAACAGGUUUAUUUUCAGCCACACAAACUAAAGAACUACAAGACCUAGUCAGAGCAGGACUACGGAACCCAGUAGUUGUCAGUGUGAAAGAGAAGUCUACCAUCAGCACGCCAAUUCUUCUAGAAAAUUACUUUGUCAUAGUGGAACCUGAGGACAAGUUCCUCUUUCUCCUAAACUUCAUAAGAAACAGGAAAAUUGCAAAAGGAUUAUUCUUCUUACCAACUUGCGCGUGCGUGGACUACUGGGCAGAUGUCUUGCCAGUAUUCUUGCCAGAUAUAAAAAUUUUUGCAAUACAUGGUAAAAUGAAAAUGAAGAGGAGUAAGAUUUUGGAGAAGUUUAGACAGGCUGAGAAUACUAUUUUGUUGUGUACGGAUUUGUUGGCGAGAGGUCUGGACAUCCCAGAAGUAGAGUGGGUUCUCCAAUGGGAGCCUCCAACGAACCCUGCCUCGCUAGUACACCGGGUGGGUCGGACGGCGCGGGGCGGGGCCGCAGGGUGCUCCCUCCUACCUCUACUACCCACGGAGGACACAUACGUACCAUUUAUCAAGACCAAUCAGAUGGUGGAGCUCAAGGAUUGGAGGAAAUCUAAAGAUGAAAUAAAAAUCAAUCCUAAGUUGAAAGAGAAGGUACUAGCAAUGCUACACGAACAACAAAAGCAAGACAGAGCAGUGUUGGACAAAGGGCUACGCGCCUUCGUCUCCCAUAUGCGAGCAUACUCUAAACACGAAUGCAAUCUCCUGCUGCAAUUCAAAGAGCUGCCUUUGGGCCACAUAGCCACCAGCUACGGCCUUCUCAAGUUACCUCUCAUGCCGGAGAUCAAGCAGGAACAUAAGGACCAGUUUGUUGGGCCGAAAGAAGAGAUAGAUUUUAAUAGUAUACCUUAUAAAGAUAAGCAGAAGGAAGCGAGUCGCUUGCAGAAGUUGGGAGAGUUUAAGAAGACUGGUGUUUGGCCGUCGAAGAAGAAAAAGAAAAUGAUACAAUCAGAACCAUGGGAACAAGCAAAAUUAAAUAAAGAAGAACGGAAACAGAAGCGGAAAAAGCGAAAAGAAUUAAAAAAGAAUGAUCCAGAAGGCGGGAAGAAGCGUAAACGUAAAGCGGUAACGCAAGAGGAACUGAAUGAACUCGCAGCGGAUAUAGCGCUGAUGAAGAAAUUGAAGAAGCGCAAAAUUACUGAAGAACAAUUUGACCAACAAUUUGAAGUGUAAAUAAUGAAUAAAUAUUUUAAGUUAAUGUUA